Capsaspora owczarzaki ATCC 30864 is the source of this 1547-nucleotide messenger RNA. RefSeq lists its product as hypothetical. Lineage: Eukaryota; Filasterea; Ministeriida; Capsasporidae. The transcript has 2 exons. Bases 1 to 1473 code for a protein of 490 amino acids. Gene Ontology annotation, molecular function: ribosomal large subunit binding. The record is from RefSeq and is a predicted model, not a curated record. Gene Ontology annotation, biological process: negative regulation of ribosome biogenesis; negative regulation of translation.
AUGGCCACUGCUGCUGGUGCUGCUGGUGCUGCUGGUGCUGCUGCGCUGAUCGCUGCGAGUCGACGCUGCAUUGCGACCUCAGCGCGUGCACUUUUGCCAAGACGCACUGCAGCGCAGCCACGCCGCGCGACUGCCGCUCUCAGCAGCAAUGACGAUAGCAACAAUGAUGCCGGUGGCCAUCAACAAAGCGCUCAUCGCAUUGACGCAGCCGUGGAGCAGGACCGAGUCGCGUCCGACCCAAUCCUCGCCCACCUGGCUGCGAACACGAUCGUCAGCCGCCCGUCUCCCACCGCUCCUACUACUACUAAAACUACUACUACUACUACAACUACUGCUGCUGCUGCUGGACUCGGCCGAACGCGCGGCGCUGCUGCGGAUGCGCGGAGACGAUCGCCCGUCUUGGCGCCUGCUGCUGCUGCCAUCCAGCCACUGCAACCAGCCGCUCCACUCGUCCACCGCGAGCUGGCUGCCUCGGAGGACGACGACGCACAGGUGACCAUCGAGGACUCACCGCUGGGCGCCGCGCGCGCUGCGAGGAGCGCCAACCAGCAGCCGCCGCCGCAGCCAUUCCGAGCCCGAGCCCAGCCUGCGCCAGAGCAGGUCGCUGAGCCUGUUGAGACGGCCGAGGAGCGCAUCCAACGCCUCCAGCACAUGUUUGAGGACAAGUCGCUGGUCGUCGAGGAGGCGGCCCGGAUUCUGCGGCGAGGCGCCGUUACUGAUCUCGUCGCCAUUGCUGGCCGCAUCUCGGAGAAUGCAGAAGAGGACGAGGCGCAGUCCGUCGAUGUGCAAUUCCCUCCAGAGCUCGCAGCAGACCUCGCUGCACGGCAUCGUGUCACGCUGGCCACGCUCGCUGCGGGAUCGAACGCGACCAGCUCGCGCAAGUCCAGCCCCAAAGAUCUCGACGCCGAGCCGCCCAAGCGUUUCACUCUGUUUGACACGAUGCUGAUUGCCACUGCCAAGUCUUCGCGCCACAUGGAGGCUCUUGCCCGCGAUCUCGGAGCUGCGUUCAAAGUUCCCGGCACCACUCAACAACCCUACUUUAAACAAGAAGGCAGCGACUUCUGGAUGACGGUCGAGCUGGGACAAGUGCAUGUUCACAUGCUGCAAGCACCCGCGCGUGCAUACUACAAGAUUGAGGACUUGCACGUCUUCCGCCAUCUCGACCCAGAAACCAUCCGGUUUAUGCGCGAGCGGCAGGCCAUGGGCGAGUUGGUCAAGAAGCCGGCCGGCGGCAAGCCGGUCAAUCCCGACAAGGUGCAAAAGGGAACCAUCCGUCGCGAGCGCAAGCUCCGCAGCGAAAAAGACCAAGCGCAGCGACAAGAAGAGAAGCGAGUACGUGUUCAAGCCGCACUGGCGCAGCAACAGGCACGCAAAUCCGCCCCAAAAUCUCCACGGCAACCAGCAGCAUCACCAUCUGCUGGUGAAACGUCCAACACAUCUCAACGAUCGGGAGGGAAAUCGAGCCGUCGCUGAUCUCGAGCAGACCGAAAAAAUAAAUUGAUCAUUAAAAAUUAGUUGUUUUAAUACAUUUCAACGAGACAAUUGGG